Myxozyma melibiosi is the source of this 815-nucleotide messenger RNA. RefSeq lists its product as uncharacterized. The coding region runs from base 240 to 707 and encodes 155 amino acids. The transcript has a single exon. NCBI's taxonomy places the organism in Eukaryota, Fungi, Ascomycota, Lipomycetes, Lipomycetales, Lipomycetaceae. The record is from RefSeq and is a predicted model, not a curated record.
CUUGGUUUAACAAUACGGUACCGCCGCGCGCUCUUGAUACAUACAAGAUACAUCAAACAAGUCUGCUCUCUGCUAAGAAAUAUAACAAAAAUAUAAAAAAACGACACAACGCAAAAAGAUGAAAAGACAACAAUGAGGAAUAAAGAAUAUAAGAAUACAGCAGCAUAAUAAAAAGACAACAACAAUUAUACAACAACAAUGAUACAACAAUAAUACAACAACAAUACAGCUAGAACAGCAUGACAGCACAACAGCAUGUCAGCACAGCAACACACCAGAACGACAUCAGAGAAGCAGAUACAGAAAAAUACAGAGACAGAAAGAGCGCGCAUAAAGCGACUGGUGCCAGGAUCGGGAAGAAUGCAUUACGCAUACUCUCAAACAAGAGACUAAGCUCUUGCUCAAGAGUUAUGUGGGACUCUGCGACUCUCUCGAAAUCGCCAUACCCACUAAAACCCGACUUCACCCAGAAGGCAGUCAUGAACCGCCCCCGUAUUGGUGGAUUUGUCAACGCUGCGCUUGAACCGCUUGGUCGUGCGGACUCUCUUCAACACCCGUCGCCUCGGGGCUCCCUUGCGACGGCGCGACUUACCAGGCGCAUGUGUUUCAGAGACGCGAACAACGAAGACGUUUUAAAUCCAACGAGCAACCUGGCUAAAGAAGAAGCUCAUCAGAUUGACCGCCCUGACCAACCGCGUCCACCCUGACAAGCAGGAUCCUCGGCGCGUACAUGAGACGGCCACGCAGAGGGACCGGGCCGACAACGGAACGGGAGUUCCUUUGAGCGAGCGCUCACCCGGUAUCUGCGCGGGCAG